Messenger RNA from Drosophila gunungcola (fruit fly), 1139 nucleotides. RefSeq lists its product as uncharacterized. The record is from RefSeq and is a predicted model, not a curated record. Lineage: Eukaryota; Metazoa; Arthropoda; Insecta; Diptera; Drosophilidae. The annotation marks the transcript as partial. The transcript is spliced from 4 exons.
CGAUACAGCCGCUCCAGACAGCGGACACUAUUGAAUUUUCAAUCAACUAUUGCGCUGUCGGGGCGCCGGAAAACAAGACAAAAACACGGCACACAGGGGGAUGACGAACCGCUGUUGUCUAAAGAUGAGUUGCUGGAGGUAGGAAUUGCGGAGCUGCAUUAUAAGCUGAAUAAAAUCCUGGACAAUCAGAACGAAAUCCUAGCGCGCCUUUGCCAGGUGGCUAACAACAGGCCGACCACCGAAUUCUACAAGGUCAAUCAGGACUACUUUCAGGUGACUGACCCUGAAGAACUAUCAAAUCUGGAUGCCAAUUUUUCCAAACCGAACAAUCAAUAUACAUAUCUAAUUUACCACAUUCUAAGACCUGAAGGACGAGUAGAACCUUUGAAGAAGAAUUUCUCGAAAUACGAUGUUCUCAUGGCGUACAACUACGAUGGUGUGAGCACUAAACAGUCCUUUAAGCAGUACAAAAACAUAAAUAAAACCAUUUUUGGAAUCCUAAAUACGGAUGGAUACACCCAAGCGGACUAUGUCGCCGAUAUCAGAGCUGCCUUUCACACGUUAAAGCGUCGUUAUCACAAAAGAAACCAUGAUUUAAGGAGAAAAAUUAAGAGGACCCAGGAAAGCCAACCGAACUCUGACUGGGAAUAACUGAUACUUUUGUAUAAGCUUUAAAGUUUUUUAUAUCAGGCGCGCAAACAAUUCAUAUAUUUGCUUAUCUCAACGAAAGGAGUAAAAAGCUAAACUGGUUUUUGGCUCUUUUUGCAAGUUUUGUUCUUUCCACUUUAAUUAGGUUAUUUUUGGUUUACAAAGCACCUCAAAACGCCAGCCUUUCAAACCGUAACGUUAUGGUCGACAUCCCCUUAAAAAAAAAUAUGGAUCAAUGAUUUCACCACUCAAUAAGAUUCAGCCUGACUUUUAGAAUUAUAGUAAGUUAUUUAUUUGUUUUUGCUUUACUUAUAUUUAUACCCAUGCAAAGGAUUUAUAAUAAAGACAAAUCCGCCGCUAUAAUGUAUAAAUAUUCAUUAACUGUAACGUUGAUCUAGCCAUUUCCAUUUGUUCGUCGAACUAGUUUCUCAGUUUUAAAGAUUUCUGUAUAAAACUUUCCCAAUGUGUUCUUUAUUUUUAGCAUCGGAAAA